CCAGUGAGAGAGAGGCACAUUGAGAGAGAAAUGAGAGGUUAGAAGUCGCUAGUUCACAAGAUAAUGAGAGACAGUCCACUGAUUCAGAUCUUGGAGGACAGCUGGUGUGAUGGGUGAGGAGGCUGCAGGCUGACACUGAAAGUGAAACAAGUGUGGGAUUUAACAAGAAUAUCAGCAGCUCAAUACCACAACAGGAAAUACUUGGAUACAACUGGUGAAAGACAAGUUUUUGAACAGCAGACCUGCAGGGAGUAACAGAAUGGAUGUUGUUUUCAAGUACAUUUGGAGAUAACAUCUGAAAGGAUGUGGACACCAUCUUGUAUCUAAUACUGGACAAAGAAGUAGAAGAUGAGCUUUAAUAUUUCAUGCUUUACAUUUUAUUGCAGAUUGUUUUUGCAAUAUUUCGAUAUUGGUAAUGUAAUCAUAUCACAUUAUGCAUCUCACCCCUUUUAUUCGUACAGCUUUCUCUCCUAAACUAAUCAUAUGAACUUAAUUAGAUUCAACAUUUCAUUUUUUCACAAAGUGGCGAUCGCCGGGGUCCUCGCAUUGAGUGCAUUAUAAUGGGAGGAUUGAAUGGGAAGUCUUGAAAACAUGCAGCAAGGUUAAAAUUGAUCACAUCUAGAAACUGUUUUCAUCUCCAGAGCAUCUUUUUGUUCAGAUGACACAACUACGGAUACCCAACAUGAGCAAAAAGAAGUAAAUUCCAAACUGGUAGACUUGUUAAAACCUGCCAUGCUGGCAGUCCUGAUGAGGUGUUUGAACCAUGUGGUCCACUGAGAGCAUGGAGCCAGAGAAAGCACAAAGCCAGAGCAGCUUCUCCAGUAAGGUGGAUGUGCCUGACCAUGUUCACUACAUUGUGGCUUUAUUUGUCUUUGUGAUUGGGGCACUGGGCGUCACUGGAAACUCGCUGGUUAUGUUUGCCUUCUCCAGUAACAAGAAGCUUCGUAACUUGCCAAACUACCUCAUCAUGAACCUGGCUGUCAGUGACUUCCUCAUGGCUUUUACACAGUCCCCCAUCUUCUUCAUCAACAGCCUCUACAAGGAAUGGCUGUUUGGAGAGAUAGGAUGUAAGAUGUAUGCAUUCUGUGGUGCCCUGUUUGGCAUUUCCUCCAUGAUAAACCUGCUAGCCAUCGCGAUUGAACGCUAUCUAGUUAUCGCCAAACCCCUGAAGGCCAUACACUGGAGCUCAAAACGAAGAACCACUCUUACCAUUCUCAUGGUCUGGCUUUACUCUUUGGCAUGGAGUCUGGCUCCUCUAGUUGGUUGGAGCUCCUAUAUCCCAGAGGGCCUCAUGACAUCUUGUACAUGGGAUUAUGUUACAUACACGGCAGCCAGUAGGAGUUACACAAUGAUGCUGUGCUGUUUCGUCUUCUUUAUCCCACUGGGGAUCAUCCUUUACUGCUAUCUUCUAAUGUUUCUGUCUAUCAGGAAGACUAGCAGGGAAGUAGAACGUUUGGGGACUCAGGUGAGAAAAUCCACUCUCGUCAAGCAGAAAUCCAUCAGGAGCGAGUGGAAACUGGCAAAAAUCGCCUUCGUUGUGAUUGUGGUUUAUGUCCUCUCCUGGUCUCCAUAUGCCUGUGUCACACUAAUUUCCUGGUCUGGCCAUGCCAACAUCCUGUCACCAUACUCCAAAACUGUCCCUGCAAUCAUAGCAAAAGCUUCCACUAUCUACAAUCCUAUCAUCUAUGCUAUCAUACACAACAAAUACAGGAUGGCUCUGGUAGAGAAAUUUCCCUGCCUGUGGUUUCUGUCUCCUACUCCUCGAAAAGAAUGCAACUCGUCCUCCAUCAGUGAGUCCUCUUUCAGGGACUCCAUCAUCAGUAGACAGUCCUCAGCAUCAAGGACACACUUUAUUACUGCCUCCGCCAAUCUCUCUGAUGUGUUAUUGAGGGAUAUGGAGAUGGAGCCUUUGGGCAGGAGGUCAGGUGAUUCCUUCAAAAGCAUGUCAUCAUACAGUCAGUCUUGUAAGAGGUCCUGUAAGAAACACUUAGACCGGAAGACAACCAAAGCCCACACAGCAGAGAAGCAUCCAUCUACAGUGGGUGACCCAUCAAGCACCUGUGACCAUGAGCUGGUUUCCAGUUCUCUGACCAUCGCUGCUUUCCCUCUCCUAGUCUUUAGCAGGAGGCGCAGCCAGAGUCUGACCAAUGCAAUUUCAGAUGUCUGUGGUGAGAAAGGCAGGAUCUAUGACAGGCUCAACAGCCACAAGAGCGAUUCUUUUGAUUCCCUGAAUUUUGGAAAAACGCCACCCACAGACCCCAGGUCACCCCAGGGUGUUCCUCGCAUCAUCGUCAUCAGUCCCACCACUGAAAGCAGCCUCAUUAAACAAGACAGUGUCUGCUUAGAUGACAGCAUUGAGGCAAUGGAAAAGAAUGUUUUUGUCAGCCUAAACUUUUCAUCAGAAGUCUUUGAGGCAGUGGAACUGCUCUCUUGACCAGCUGAACUCGACUAAUAAUUACACUUAAACUCUUUUCCACUGGAUGCUUCUGGAUUAAAAAAAAACACACCAAACUCUUUGCUAUAGGCCAGCGUUCAUGUUCACUGUAGACAUACAGAAUUAUUUAUCUCUUUCUGCCAAAAUGACUGCAGUGCAAAACAGGUAAAGCUUGUAUGGCAAAUGAAGCAUUAAGCUGGUUCUGGUAUACAGUGUGCAGUGUUCGUCAGAGUUUGGCACUGACACAAGAACCCAAAGGGACAGCAUGCUUUUAUUAGAUCCUUCAAAAAAUGACAAGUGCAACUACAUAUUUUCAUGAGCUUGGGGCUCAAACUUGACAGGCUGAAUUUAAGUUGAUCUGUUCUAGCAAAGGUCCAUCUAGCUUUCAGAGUUUUGAUCUGAAACAGAAUUCAUUUGUUAGGCCACCAUCGUGGAUUCUCUUCUGGGCACUGAGAGAGAAAGAGAUAAUUCCCUCCUGCUUUUUUUCUAAUGCAAUAUGUGUAAAAAUGUUACCCAACAAGGCAGUGAAUCAAGAACACUGAUUAUAUGUCCACCUCAGAAAAGUGGCAUAAAUGAACAAAACAAGUAUUUUUGUUUCUUUCUGCUUCUAUUUUUAUAAAGAAUUUGACAGAACAUCUUGCUCUGUCAUGCUGUAAUACUAAUCCUUUAGGCCAUAUGGACCUCUUGAGCUUUUCCACUGGCAGCGAGGGGUAGUGAGUGAAACGAAUUGAGGUCAUUUCUACUAUUCAAAUACUGAAACUGGGUCAAAUGUGUCUCAUAAAACAAUGGUAUUUUGUCUGUGAGAUAUUUCUUGAAAUGUUUAAAUACAGUAUCCACGUGUGUGCACAUCAUUUGCUGGAGAGAGUGAAAGAUUAAUGUGACAUGAAUCAAGGCAGAUGUGAGACUAUUACAGCUGCAUCAUUUAUAUUUUGCCAUUUGAUGCUUGCACAUCUUUUGGUUUUAUCACUAUAGAGCCAUUUUUAAAAAUAAAGUUGAUGACAUAGUGGAGAAGCACAUAUACUUUAAUCAGUAUAAGAAUAGUACACAUGUAAAGCAAUGCUUUAUCGUUGACAGCUGAUCUAAGCUUGUAUUAGUCAAAUCAACUCCCAUCAGUAGGCAGAAUGCUAAAUAUUGACUAUUUUCCAAAACCAUGAAUUACGUUCAGUGACAACCCUUUAAUACAGUCAAUGCGACAUAUGUCAAAUUUCUUCUAUAUGUGAAUAUGCAUAACAGCUACUGUUUGGGCAGGGGAAAGUUUGUGUUAAUGGCAGAUAAACUAUCACUGAUAUUCAGUGUUCCACAGUCAUAAACAUUUCUGUACAAGAUAUUUUAGUAUCUUCCUGCUCUCUGGAAGAUUAAGUCAGUUUGUGACUCACCGUGAAGCUAAAAGAGCAAAAAAAAAAAAAAAAAAAGGCCAAAGUUGAAAGUCAAGAAUGAGACACUUCUCUUCAGUUUGUCCAUAAAGUCAGUACAGACUGACAUUUCAUUAAAGAGGGCGUACGUGAAGGUAGGAAAGUAAAUUUUAAGUUGCUGAUGCUGAACUUGAAUGUACACUGACCUUUCAACAGUGAUCGGCAACUGAUGCAGCUGAUUUUGUUCUGCAGCUCCCACCUAGACAAGCAGUAAAAAAAAAAAAAAAAAAAAAAAAAAA
Molecule: messenger RNA, 4085 nt
Organism: Archocentrus centrarchus (flier cichlid)
Lineage: Eukaryota; Metazoa; Chordata; Actinopteri; Cichliformes; Cichlidae
Gene: opn4xb
Product: opsin 4xb
Exons: 9
Coding region: 764-2434 (556 amino acids)
Biological process (GO): visual perception; G protein-coupled receptor signaling pathway
Cellular component (GO): membrane
Molecular function (GO): G protein-coupled receptor activity
Source: RefSeq, a predicted model, not a curated record